UGGUUGGUUACAUCGCCACCACAUAGUCGACUAACAUUCCGUGUCGAACUUCUGCUGCGAGCAGAUCCCAUUUCAAUUAAAAAUAUAUACGUUUUUCAGUGUCUGGACGGAUAAGUGUGGUGUUAACUAGGAAAAAUUGUCUCGUUUUCUUGCUUUUUUUUCUUGCAAUCUUAAACUGUGCAUUUAUUUUUCUUUUUUGGAAAAAUAUUUAAAAACAAAAAAGAGUGAUAAUCUGUCGAGAGUAAAAGAAAAAUAAUGAAUAAAUUGGUUCAAACUGGAGAACGAUAGCGAUAUUCGAUGGAGAAAGAACGAGGAAUAAGUAAAAAUUGUGCAAAUUAAUUUUUCUUAUAACUCGGUACAUCGUCAAUCAAUUAACUGUGCACUCGUGCAAUUUUCUCUCAAUUUCUACCUAUAAUUUUUUGUGGAUUCUAACUUUCAAAUUGGAUUUAUUUUUCAUCCAUUGUUCGACACGUUUUUCCGUACAUUUUAAAUUAUUUAAAAAUAUAUACCAUGUGAAGUGCUUGUUUGCAAAAAAGACAAUUUUAUCCAGCGUACGAUCAUUUGGAGAUCGUUGUUUUUUAAGUGGAUUUUGCAUCAGAUUUUGCAAAGAAAGUUGAGAGACAAGGAGUUGCAAUUGCAUUGGAAAUAUGCAUAAAAUUUCAUGAAGACGAUCUCGAUCUCAGUGCGGAAGAGUGUCCUAGAAAAGUGAUCAUCUUUCAACUGAAUUUGAUCUUGAAAAGAAAAGUCAGGAGAGAAAAUGUGCGAUCUCCUCGUAAGUUUGGUGUGUCUGUGAAUCAAUCCCAAGAAGUAAUUUUUGAUUAAAAAUAACGUGUUGAAGUAUUGAAAAAAUAUAUAGAUUGUGAAGAAGAGAGAGAGAGAGAGAAAAAACGAGCAGUGAUUCACAUUAAUUGAUUGGGGAUCGAUUAGAGUUGGUGUGGCUGUAAUUGUUACUUUAAAUACGGAAAUGAGAAUAAUGGACGAAAUUGUGAUACAAGUGCGUGAGAUGAUAAUCGCAUAUAGAAGAGGAAUAUUACUCGAAAGCAUGGCAAUUUUCACUCAACAGACAACAAUGUCAGCUUGAACAGUAGACAAGUUUUGGCGAUCUCAAAGAGUUGAUAGAAGAGUUUUCCGUUUUGCGGGGAGUAAAAACUCAAAUAUUAACAGAAAAGUUCGCGAAAAGUGAUCUGAAAAGGUGGACUUAAAUACUACUUCCACAAUGAAGGUCAAAGCGGCAGGAAAAAGGAUAUUUCGCAGGAAAAAGAGUAAAAGAAACUCUGAAGAGAUUGUGAAGCCAAAUGAAGUCACCGAAGGCGCCCUCCAGGUUUGGCGAGCUCUGCCAGAGAAAAUUCGUCAGGAUCCCAGUUUAGCCAGUUUCCGGCAGGAGCACGAGCGUCUCCAUGGAGGCCUGCCCGGUGAUGAAGAUCCACUGCCCAAUGAAGAUAUUUCGGCUAAUGGAUCCACAAAUGAGGCUCCACUCAGCAGUGAAUUCGUCCAGAUCAAUGUGACAAAUGAGCUUGGCCAGAUGAAGAAUAUCUCUGGCCCAAAGGAUGACCAUCAUGAACUGACGGAUGUAGAUGACACAGAUGCCGUGACUGGUCAUAGGAAGCAAAAUAAAUGGGUUAAGAAUAUCAAAAUAGGUAUUCUUCUAGUAGUAUGGAUGAUAUUCACGGGGAUCCUAAUGUCGUCGACGGAAAAGGAGUUGGAGUUCAGACAAAUGGCUGUUCCAGAGGGUCAAAUAAAGACCUAUACACUUCAAGAAGCACCUGUGGGGUCGAGGGUAGGGGUUAUCCUACGAGGUGCUUUUUUGCCCGUUCACUACAGCAAUCUAACAGAAAAUCGACUAUCAAUUUUUGUUCAUUUGCAUAAUGCAACAGCACCUGUUCAAAGUGAUAAUAGUAGUCAAGUUCAGGACUUGUCUUAUUACGAGAAUGUAACUGAAGCUUGGCAUCUCACAGUUGUUCAAGUCGAUAUGAUCGACACAGUUCCAGAAUUGACCCAAAAGCAUAACUUCGAUGUUAGUCAAGUGGUGCUGAAUAAGGUCCGUAGUGGCAACGGUGUCCUUCAAAUCAGGAUGUUCACCAACAUCAACGCCAGUCUUCCCAUUCAGUUCGCCUAUGAUCCAUCACCGAUAAACAAAGAAGCUGGAAUCAUCUACGCAGCCAUUGUACUCCUUGGUCUCUACAUCAUGAUCAUCUGGGAGGUUGUUCAUCGUACAUUUGCCGCUAUGAUCGCUUCGACGCUGUCCAUUGCAGUUCUGGCUGCUCUGGAUGAGAGACCCUCGAUGCCUGAGCUGAUGUCAUGGAUUGAUGUGGAGACACUGCUGCUCCUGUUCGGUAUGAUGAUCCUCGUAGCGAUCCUUUCAGAAACCGGAAUCUUUGAUUAUUUGGCCGUCUAUGCAUACAAAAUCACAAAUGGCAGGGUGUGGCCAUUGAUAAACUGCCUCUGUCUCUUUACGGCAAUUAUGUCAUCAUUCCUGGACAAUGUUACCACAGUCCUCCUCAUGACUCCUGUCACAAUCAGAUUAUGCGAGGUGAUGGAACUCAAUCCAGUUCCUAUUCUCAUGUCCAUGAUUAUCUACUCAAAUAUCGGAGGUGCCUUGACACCUGUAGGUGAUCCUCCGAAUGUGAUCAUCGCUUCUAACUCUCAUAUUGCGAAGGCCGGCGUCAACUUCACAACAUUCACUCUGCACAUGGCACUAGGUGUACUCAUGGUUAUGGUCCAGACAUACUUCCAACUCCGCUACAAGUUCAAGAAUAUCAAUGAUCUGCGAUUCACAGAACCGCAAGAUGUGCAGGAACUGCGUCAUGAGAUUGCUGUGUGGCAGCGUGCAGCUGCAUCUCUUUCGUCAUACUCAAAGGAUGAGGAUCUGGUGCGGGAGACACUGCUCAAAAAGGUCAAUCGCCUUUCGAGGAUGCUCAAGAAGAAACUGGUGACCGGAUCGGUUCCUAUUGAGAGUUACAAGACCACACUCGAGGAACUUCAGGCUAAGUACCCAAUUAGGAAUCGUGUGCUGCUGGUUAAAUCUGGAGUAACAUUAGUCUUUGUAGUGGCAUUCUUUUUCUUGCAUUCCGUCCCAGAAUUGCAGCGUCUAUCGCUCGGUUGGACUGCUCUUUUGGGAGCAAUUCUAUUACUAAUUUUAGCUGACAGGGAGGAUAUGGAAGCAGUUUUGGCUAGAGUAGAAUUUUCAACACUUCUCUUCUUUGCCUGUCUCUUUGUCCUCAUGGAGGGUCUCUCUGAGUUGGGAUUAAUCGACUGGAUCGGGAAACAGACGGAAAAUAUAAUUUUGUCCGUGGGUGAAGAAUCUCGACUUGCCGUUGCCAUUCUGCUGAUUCUCUGGGUGUCAGCUAUAGCAUCAGCUUUUGUUGAUAAUAUCCCCCUAACCACGAUGAUGGUUAAGAUUGCCAUCUCCCUGGCUGAGAAUGAAGCUUUGGACCUACCUCUGCAGCCACUUGUUUGGGCACUGGCUUUUGGCGCCUGUCUCGGAGGCAAUGGAACACUCAUUGGUGCUUCAGCUAAUGUCGUUUGUGCGGGAGUGGCUGAACAGCAUGGCUACAGAUUCACCUUCGUUGAAUAUUUCAAAGUUGGAUUUCCAGUCAUGAUUGGAAGUAUUGUUGUAGCAACAGGAUACUUAAUGAUGGCACAUGUUCUAUUUACAUGGCACUGAUUGCUGUCGGUGGAAAAGUCUCUGCAAAUUCCUGUGCAAAAAGAAUCUAUCUAAACUAAUGUUAAGUUGCAUUGUGCUGAAGAUGUUUCUUUCCGUUGUUGUGUCUUUUUCACAGUUCCCUUGUUUUUCCCCGUUCUUUGUAUUUUUUCUCUCUGUCCAACUUGCAUUAUGAGAUCAUCAAAGUGGAUGGUACAGAAUUGUAUAGGAAAUAAUUUAAAUUAUAAUAGUAAAAAAAAUAAUGAUUGUUAUAGGAAGUUCUCUCAACACAAUCUAAAUUGGUUAAUUAUGUAGAUAAGCGUGAUGAUGAAAGGCAAAGUGACAUCACACACCGUUAUUGUUUUAAGAUUUAAGGUAAUAAAUUAGUGUGAAACAUUA
Messenger RNA from Phlebotomus papatasi, 4039 nucleotides. RefSeq names its product P protein (gene hoe1). NCBI's taxonomy places the organism in Eukaryota, Metazoa, Arthropoda, Insecta, Diptera, Psychodidae. Gene Ontology annotation, cellular component: membrane. Bases 1217 to 3664 code for a protein of 815 amino acids. The record is from RefSeq and is a predicted model, not a curated record. The transcript has 13 exons. Gene Ontology annotation, biological process: transmembrane transport.